Messenger RNA from Lingula anatina, 330 nucleotides. RefSeq lists its product as uncharacterized. The record is from RefSeq and is a predicted model, not a curated record. NCBI's taxonomy places the organism in Eukaryota, Metazoa, Brachiopoda, Lingulata, Lingulida, Lingulidae.
AUGAAGGACUCAAAGCUCUCAACAGAAACGAGGAUUCUCAUGAAGAAAAGACGGAUGAUGAAGAAAACGGAGGUAAACAACAACAGGGACAUCAGAAACAACAUCGAAUAUGCAGAACUGGAUAAGACCAUCAAGAAGAAGGCAAGGGAAGACAUCAGGAAGCAGAACAUGAAGAAGAUAGCAGAGACCAUCGAAAAUGGAAAGAGCAUGAAAAGAGCAAAGAGAUCCUUUCAACUAGGGCAGGAUAGAAUGCUGACUCUUCUAGACAAAGAUGAAAAUGAGCUCACCACACAAAACCAAAUAUUAGAACGAGUAGAAGAAUUCUAUUGA